Molecule: messenger RNA, 624 nt
Organism: Seminavis robusta
Lineage: Eukaryota; Bacillariophyta; Bacillariophyceae; Naviculales; Naviculaceae
Source: the annotation of a GenBank genome assembly
AUGAGCCAAGCUAUGAAGAGAGGCCAUCCAAGUCCCUACAACUUUGAUGGAGCAGCUCUGAAGUGUAUUUUGGAUGACAACGUAGAAGGCAGAACGACAAACCAAUUUACCUUGAACGCUGAUUUGUGUCUUGACGGACGUCGCAAUUCUUUUUCAAGCAUCGGGCCGCUGCAGCUGCAUACGACAAUUAGUGCUAUGUCUGAAGCAACAGGGCACCAGUAUGCAACCGCAGAAACGGACGACGAACUCUCAUUCUACGAUGAUGACGAUGAUGACGAUGAUGACUACGACGAAAAUGUGUACUCAGUGUGUUCCGAUCGCACAAAACCGAUGAGACAAGUAAUCAAACCACUCGAUGUCGAAUCGAGUCACGGGUUUGUCUUUCGAGGAGCUGUGGAAACUUGGGAGGCCUUCCAAAAGGGAAACUUUGUCGUGUCAACGUGCUUGGACUGUGGAGAAAAGAUGAUCUGCGUCGAGGAUGCAGCUUAUGUCGUUUGUUCUCAUUGCAGGCUAGUGAAUCCUGUCACAUCGCACUCAAGCAAACCGCAAUACGGCAUUGGCAUGGGCUUCAAACCGAAAUGGUGCCUCUCGCUGCUGAAGCAAAACUCUGGGCCGACGAGGUAA